GUGUACGAGAGCUCGUUGGCAGUAAGCUUCCGUGAACACGCGAAGGCAUCACGGGAGCAUCAGCGCAGUCGAGAGGAGGAGAAGGAGGAGGAGAAGGGGGAGGAGGAGGAGGAGAGGAUGAGGUUUUUAUGGGAGGCCAUGGUCUAUGGAUCAGAGAAAAGUUCUCUUCCAGUGGAUGCAGGAUUGGGGGUUGAACACAUACUUGUAUGGUCCAAAAGACGACCUGAAACACAGACUGCUGUGGAGAGAAGUCAAUUGCGUACGCUCAUAGUUGAGGCCCAGUCCAGAAGUCUUCGGUUUGUCUACGCACUCUCUCCUGGACAGGACAUAGUUUUUUCUUCCUCCUGUGAUUUGACACUGCUCAAACGCAAACUAAGACAGGUGUCAGACCUGGGCUGCCAAGCAUUUGCCAUUCUGUUUGAUGACAUCGAUCACUCCAUGUGUCAAGCUGACAGUGAGGCCUUUGCUUCAUUUGCCCAUGCUCAGGUCACAGUAACCAACGAGAUAUAUCGAUUCUUGGGAGAGCCGGCUGUCUUCCUUUUCUGCCCUACAGAAUACUGCGGCUCCCUGUGUUCUCCCAGUGUGUCCAAGUCUCCCUACCUGCAAACUAUUGGCGAGGACCUUUUGCCUAAUAUCACAGUCAUAUGGACCGGCAGUAAGGUAAUUUCAAGAAAACUGUCUGUGGACUGCCUUGCUGAGGUGGAGUCUGUCCUCCAGCGCCCCCCACUAAUCUGGGACAACUUGCACGCCAAUGACUAUGACUCCAGACGUCUGUUCUUGGGGCCUUUCAAGGGUCGAGAGCCACAGCUGAGGAAUCACCUUAGGGGCCUCCUGCUCAAUCCAAACUGCGAGUUUGAAGCCAACUAUAUCCCGUUGCACACACUGGGAAGCUGGCACAGAACAGGAAAAGAGAAGAUGAAAGAUGAGGAGUGCGAGUACUGUCCUGAAAGAGCUCUGUCUGCUGCACUACAUGACUGGAUGGAAGAACUCAAUCAGCCUCUACAAGCUGGUCGGCAGAGCUCGAGGACAGACCAAAGGGCCUCCGUCCCGCAAUCACGGUGCAAACCUCCUGACAGGUCUGACUGUCCCUCCACCCUCAGGGGGACUUCUGUUGUGGCCAAACUCCCUGUCUUCCCAUUGAAUUCAAGCUCUCCACCCUCCUCGCCCACUAUCGUAAAGAAAGAGAAGGAGUUAAGGGAGGGGGACAAAAAGAGGUCAAACCAGCCAAGCCAACCCAGUCAUCAACCUCCAGGAUCCCGGCUUGGAGCCCCUGUGGUUGGAUUCCGGGCUCAGAGAGAACAGGUUCGCGGACACUGUGGUGGGAAGGGACAGCUAAGUGAGUCCCAAGUUCGGUUGCUGGUUGGUCUUCAUUUUCUGCCCCAUGAGCAUGGCCCAGCAGCCCAGAAACUCCUGCAGGAUCUCACCUGGCUGAAAACAAACUGUCACCUGGUCAGUGCCAACAGUAAGAAGGCACAGCCUCAGAAGGUUGAUGAGUGGCGGGGGCGAGCCUCGAGGUUGCUUUCUCUGUGUGAAGAAAUUGGACAGCUCCAUUGCAGUGUGGUUGGUGGGGCUAACAGGGCGGUCCUCUAUGACCUUUACCCUUAUGUGUGGGACCUUAGGAACACAGCCCUGGUGGCAAAGGCCUUUAUCUGUUGGCUGGAUGGCCGAGUAUUAAGUGACAGCUCCACCCUUGGCACCUGGAGGAACUGCUUUCACUGGUGUGGGAAGACCACAGGAGCUGACCUGCUGGGAGUAGACUCAGAGCCAUGGGCAUUCAAAGGUGGAGUGUCCGGGGAGGUGCAGAUGCUCCUCCCAAUUGGCAGCAGCAAUGAACUUUUUACUCAUCCUCCUCCACUCUUCCCUACCUCGCGUCUCUACAAUAUUAGACCCUACCACAACAAAGACAAGGUGGAGCUUUACCGAAUGGUUCGCCAGUUUCAUUUGAGGACUCAGGGUGGCCAGGAGUCCAGCACAGCUCAUCCAGAUGUCAUAGGCGACAGAUGUCUUGGCCCAUGCCUGGCGUUGAGCCCAGAGUACAGCUUCAUCCUGGAAGAUGAGCUUGGUGUGUGCGGCUGUGUGCUUGGCAUCUUAGAUGUUCGCUCAUUUGCCAAGCGGUGUCAGGCCAGCUGGAUACCUGCCAUGAGGGACAAAUACCCCCCUAGAGGGAACAAUACACACCCUAACACACAGGACUUAAUCAAGUUAAUGGAAGAGGACCAGGGUGAGUACCCAGACAGUCUUCUAUAUCACUUUCCGUCUCAGCUGCGUUUGGACGCCCUGCCGGAGCUGGUGGACAUCAGCGUCAGCCGAACUCUGCUCACCACUCUACUCACUGCACUCAAGGCCAAUGGUUCUCAGGGUGUGUUCUGCGAGGUACAACCAACAGACCGUCAAAGGCUGGAGUUCUUGACAAAACUGGGCUUCUUGGAAAUCCUCAGAGGGGAGGCCAGGAGCAGAGAGGGUGUGGUGCUGGGAAGACUGCUCUGAACAUUAAAAACACUUGAAACAAUCACACAAAUAUUAUUGCACACUUAAGACUUUGCAAGAGAUGAGAUACCCAACAUUUACUGCUUAUUCAUUAUUUUAAAGCAACAACCUUCAGUCAUUUACAUAUUGCUGAUAUGUAUGUUAAUGUUCCUCACGGUGUCAUUUAGACAUGCGCUAACUUUCCAAUAAUGUUCUAGCUUAGUUACGAAUUGAGCAAGAGCACCAAAUUCCUUUAAAAGUCUGACUUUUCUGGAAAAAGUUUUUCGUGUUUCAACAACAUUCAUAUCAAUACGUCUCAAUCCCUUGCUUUCCUACAACUAUCAUGAAUCUUACAUGCGUUUAAUAAUGAUAUCGGAAUACAACUGAAAGCACUUUUUUUUUUUUAAGUUGGCAAAAGCGCAUUCCAAUAAGAAUUUACAACAAAAACAGUUCAAAACAAGAUGGAACUGUUGUUCAAUGCAACAUUUUAAGCAUCUGAAUGAAUUACUGAAUAAUGCAUAUUGUAAGAUAAACUUUUCCACAGAUUCAUGCUGAGACCUAAGCUGCUCAGUUUUGUGUUGGGUUAAAAGUACUUUUUACUUUAUACUUUGGAAUUAUUCAUUCAGAUGUGACAUUCAGCGGCCAUUACAUUAAUGGAAAGUAUCACAUGUCUGCCUUGUGCUAUAUGUACCGGUAACAACAGUUUACGCUCAAGUUGAUACACAAAAUAGACCACACGACCUGCACAGCACUGUGUGGAAAGGAGUAAGCUUUUUUGGGGGCACAGUUUGAGAUUCCUUUGAGUCUGUGUGGCAGUAAUUGAAGGAUUUACAUAAUAUGGUUCAAGCUUUGAGUCAAAUUCCAUUGUAAAGCUGGUCUAAUCUUUCUAAGAAUCCUCUUAUGGUUUUGUAUAUAACAAUCUCUCUUCAAGUGUCAAGGAGGGAUAGAACAGAAUAGUUUAAGGGAGCAGAGCCCUAGGUCCCUGGAUAGUUUUUUAGUUAUAAGUUUAGAAUAAUUUCUCUUUAAAUCAGGACAAAAAUGUGCUUUUAUAAGCAAUUAAAAACAGGGUGACUUUUCUCUUUUUUAAAAGGGACUAUAUGAACAAACAUUUCAACAUAUUUUCUGGACAAUAGCAAUUUAUCUGCAUUUAGUUACGAUUAAGAUUGUACAAAAGGAAAAAGGAAAAAUUAAGCAAAAUGAU
This is a messenger RNA of Menidia menidia (Atlantic silverside), 3667 nucleotides long. The record is from the annotation of a GenBank genome assembly. NCBI's taxonomy places the organism in Eukaryota, Metazoa, Chordata, Actinopteri, Atheriniformes, Atherinopsidae.